Molecule: messenger RNA, 1734 nt
Organism: Phytophthora sojae
Lineage: Eukaryota; Oomycota; Peronosporomycetes; Peronosporales; Peronosporaceae
Exons: 1
Coding region: 1-1734 (577 amino acids)
Source: RefSeq, a predicted model, not a curated record
AUGCCGGGCGUCUCCACCACGGGCGGCACGGGCCCCGCAGUGGGCGACCUGGACAUCCCCAAGCGCUUGUCGUACGUGAGCGCUACGUCGCAGUCCAAGGACCUCGAAGAAGGCAGCUACACGGGCGUCAAGACCCCCGACACCUCCGGCGAGAAGGUCGGCGAGUAUGAAGGUGGCGCGCUGCGUCCUGGAGGCAUGCCGGUGCUCACCAGCAAGGAGAACCUCGGCCUGUUGUUCGAGUACGCCACGGUUGGCCUCGUUUACGGUCUGCUCCCCGAGACCAUCUACCCGUUCAUGCAGGAGUACCUCAACUGCUCCGGCUCGCAGGUCGCUGCGGCCAAGCAGUUGGUCGUGCUGCCCUGGAGUUUCAAGGUGUUCUACGGCAUCCUGUCCGACUGCCGGCCGAUCUUCGGCUACCGUCGUCGGCCGUACAUGCUCAUCGGCUGGACGAUCUGUAUCAUAAUGCUGCUGGUCAUGGCUAUCAUGCCAGUUGGCAAGCCCUACUUCACGGUAUCUUCGGAUCGCGAUCUCAAGGUGUCGGAGUACACGCCCGAGAUCGAAGCGCGCAUCAACUACGACGCUCCGUCGGAAGGCGCCAAGUAUGUCAUCAUCAUGUUCUUCGCCGCGUUCGGCUACGUCAUGUCGGACGUGUGCGCUGACAGUAUCACCGUCGAGUUGGCCCAACGCGAGCCGAUCGCCAAGCGUGGCAAGACGCAGUCGUGCAUCUACACGGUCCGAACGGCCAUGGUGAUCUUCGGCGAGCUGCUGACCGGAUUCUUCUUCAACGGCGAGGAGUACGGCGGCACCUUCGACUUUUCGCUGAGCUUUCCUCAGUUGAUGAUCAUCGUGACGGUGCUGUCCCUGCCCGUGCUUCCCAUGACCUGGUUCUUCAUCAAGGAAGACAAGGUAGAGGCGGCCAACUUCAAGGAGUACAUUAGCAGCUUCUGGGAUCUGCUGUGCCAUCGCGCCGUGUAUCAAGUUAUCGCGUACAACUUCUUCGCCAACAUCUUCGCCGACUUUACCUACACGGCCAGCACUCCCGUCGCGUCUUACAUGGUGGACGUGACCCCGAUCAACAGCACUGUGAGCGACAUUCUGAGCAACCUGCUCUUCAUGCUCGGCAUCAUGAUCACGUCCAAGUGGGGCCUGCACUGGAACUGGCGCUGGAUGAUCAUGUGCACUGCCGCGACUGUCAUUGUGAUGGACUGUGCGGUGGCUAUGAUCGUCGUUUGGGACGUCUUCCGCAACCAGUGGUUCUGGCUGGGCCCCCCUAUCGUCGUGCAGCUCCCGUACGGCGUGGGCUGGAUCAUUUCCACCUUUGUCACGGUCGAGCUCGCACAAUUGGGCAAUGAAGCGGCCGUCUACGGCCUGAUCACCACAGUCACCAACGUCGCUGCGCCGUUCGCGACGUCGCUGUCGUUGCUGGUCGACGGCCCGUUCAACAUCACCAACGCGCGCGUGCAGGAGGACGACCACAGCGUCCGCAUGGACAUCACGUACACGAUCAUCAUCAUGUACGCCGCCAUGGUGUUCGCCUGGGUCUUCCUGUUCCUGCUGCCCAAGCAGAAGGAGGACGCGCAGCGGCUGCUUCGCAAGGGCGGCUCGAGCAAGCUCAUCGGCGGCAUCACGGUCGGCUACCUGGUCUUUGCGAUCCUUUGGUCCGUUGUUACCAACGUCCUCGCCAUUUUCGACAGUACGUCGUGCUUGAUCAUUGCUGGCGGCACUGGCUGCUAA